Messenger RNA from Cotesia congregata, 3264 nucleotides. The record is from the annotation of a GenBank genome assembly. NCBI's taxonomy places the organism in Eukaryota, Metazoa, Arthropoda, Insecta, Hymenoptera, Braconidae.
AUGGUGCUCGUCGGUACUCUGGGAGCGAUUAUGGAAGAAUUUGAUAGCGAUGUUAUGGAUACAGACUCCCUAGAAAACGAGGCGACUCAAUUAACCGGAGGACCCAAAAAGCUGGAUCUCUGCAGAACUGGGCUGGUAAAGAUUCCCCACAGCGUAUUAGCAUUCAAUGCGGUUGAGGAAAUUUUACUGGGUCAUAAUCAAUUGGCUAAUCCCGACAAUAAUCUUACCCUCUUAAAAAGAUUCCCGAGUCUUCGAGUAGUGCAACUGGAGUACAACCAACUGAGAAACAUCCCGAGGGAGUUGCUCCAACUUGAAGGUCUGACCUCACUAGACCUAUCCGACAAUAAGAUCGAGCAAGUACCCGCCGCGAUCCACCGACUAGUCAAUUUGAGAGAACUUACUCUCGAUCGUAAUGAAAUCAAAGAGCUGCCGGGUGAAGUGGAAUUACUUAAGGAAUUGAAAAGUAUUUCUAUUGCCGGAAAUAAACUCACUGACGUGCCGUCUUUUCUUAAAAUGAGAGCUCUAACUUUGGAUGUUCUUACAAAAGAUCUCUCGAAAUUUAAGGACGAGAAAAACAACCAAAACCACCUACAUAAGGUUAAUCUGAGGAACAACCAACUCAAGGGAAACAUUAUCCUUGGAAAUUAUGGCAACUUGACUCACUUGGACGUAAGCGAAAAUAGCAUUGAAAAGCUAGACAUAAGUGCCCUGCAAGAAUUACAAAGCGCUAGAUGUGCUCGAAAUUCUCUAACAGAAUUAACCGUAUGUGGCCGAAACCUCGUCUCACUUAUCGCAGGACACAACAGACUGAAAAAGCUGACGAUAGAGCCGACCCCGACAAAUUUGGAGCAUCUGGAUGUGUCGUACAAUUGUCUGGAUGCAUUACCCGAGUGGAUAUCAGACUUACCUGUACUUCGAGCGCUGUUUGCGUCACACAAUGAUCUCACUGCCCUACCUGACAGACUGCUAUCUCAGCCCUCGAGACUGGAGGUGCUUCAUCUCCCGCACAAUAGACUCCAAGCACUUCCACCCCCGAGAAAACCUCUCAAUAUUGUUCAUCUCACGCUCCAAGGCAAUGCGUUGACAGCAUUGCCAACAACUUUCUUUCAAAACACUGAAAGAUUAAAAGUUCUGAAUCUUUCAAACAACCGGCUGACCGAGCUAAUCUACAGCGAAGACACAUCGAAGAUCCGAUCUGUUCAUGCUCUCGAGAAGCUAUAUUUGACGGGAAACUGUCUCACAGACGCAUCACUGGAUGCACUUGCCAAGCUGACGUCUCUUCAUGUUUUGCAUCUGGCAUAUAAUGUUCUAGAUACACUUCCCGAAAGUUGUAUCGCAUCAUGGCCCGAUUUAGAAGAAUUAGUCUUAUCCGGCAACCGUCUGCAGUACCUCCCAGACAACGUCGCUAAUCUCCAGCAUCUAAGAGUCCUGAGAGUUCACUCGAACAGACUUUUGACCUGCCCUACAUUCAACAAAACAACCUCACUAAUGGUCCUAGAUUUGGCGCACAAUCAACUGGAUCGCGUGAAUUUGGCGACACUUGUGCCGCCCCAGCUGCAGUUUCUCGACAUCUCUUGCAAUUCCCGGUUACACGUCGACCCUCGGCAGUUCCAAGUUUACCGGUCUCAGCGCCCUGUUUCGCUGAUUGACGUUUCCGGGCAGAACAGAGCCAGUUUGCCGUCGCAUCCUUCUCAGCAGGAAAUUGUCAGCUCGGAAAAAGGCCCCGAGCAGCCAUGGAGGCUUGGAUUCUCCGAAACUGCUGGGACUCGCGAAAAACUAUACAUCUCGCAAGUAAGAAUGCCCUCAUUUUGCAACACAGAAGGCCUCUUUGGAAUAUUCGAUGGCGGUGUGAACCAAGAAGCGCCGAGCACUCUCCAAGAAAUGAUUCCCCGCGUGCUGCUCGAAGAAAGAACAAUCCGAGAGACCUCAAAGGACUACCUAAAAUACACCCUGCUGUCAGCGCACCGUGAACUGAAAGAAAAAGGUCAAAAAUACGGCGUAGACGCGACUUUGUUGCACAUAACAAAGCUUCCAGCUCCCGGAGGGUAUCCACGAAGCGCGCGGAAGUACUGCUUAAAAGUAGCAGCUUCUGGAGAAACGAAGGCAGUGCUGUGUCGCGCUUCCGGGCCGUUUGUUCUUGCCCCAGCCAGGAAGCCGCCCCCGACCAAUCAAUUGGGAAACGCCGCCAUGUUCCCGAUGGUAGUUCCAGACCCGGUUUCCGACGAAGUAAUUCUAGAAGACGAUGACGAGUUCGUUUUGAUCGCGAAUCGCAAGCUGUGGGAAGUUCUGACGAUGCAAGAGGCAGUUCGCGAAGUUCGAGCGGAGGCGAGUCCUGUUCUGGCUGCCAAGAGGCUCCAAGAUCUGGCGCAGGCUUACGGAGCGGAAGAUAAUUUAAGCAUAAUUGUCAUCAGACUGACUCCCGGGUCCGGAGACUUGGACCAAUUAAUGCGCGAACUGAGACACGCUGUUACCAAAACUAGGAACGGGAAUCUGCCGGAGAGCGGGUGCGCAUGUCCGUGCUGCGUUCCGCCGGUUCCACACAAGUCUCCCGCGCCGUGUUGCUGCCACGGAAACGCAAAUGAAAGUUUCUAUUUAAAUGGAGUUCUGAAGAACAUUGUCAAUAGAUCAGCUGGCGGCCAAUCACGACAAGGCUCCGGGAGGUAUUUCAAGAACACGAGAAGCGAAAAUGCCAGUCCACCGUUCAGGGACGACCGGAGCUCCCCUAGCGGGCAGUCGGACCAAACAACUGAUAGUACUUUCAAGUCGAGGCAGAAUUCUGGAAGAGCCUGGGUCGGAAGCACUGCCGCGAGAGCUGCGAAAAGCAGGAACGAGUCCGCGAGAAAGGACAACCUGAACACUGCGGCUUUGAGCGAGGAACAGUUCCGCUGCUGGGAAUACAUGCUGGAACAGAACACCCACAUGCUGUUCGAUAAGGAACUUGAUACUCUCACCAGGCUGCCCUUGAGGAGAGGCCAGUCCAGGUCCACUCCCCAGCUCGCGAACUUGCCGUUCUUGUCCAAGCGGUUCGGAAGCGCCAGGUCGUUUAAUCCUCCUGUUUCUAGACCGGCUAUGAUUAGGUUCGGGAGCGGCAGGAGGUUCCUCAACGGCGGACCCAAUGCGGCCUAUUUUGGAAGCUUGCAGAGAUUGAUGCCAUACAAUUUGGAGUACGACUUCGCGGUCAUUCAAGAGCGGGGGCUCGAUUCUUUGGAACAAGACGCUUCAAGGAUGCAACAGUACUGGGGGGUCGCUACUACUGAGUUGUAA